Messenger RNA from Suillus subaureus, 537 nucleotides. RefSeq lists its product as uncharacterized. Lineage: Eukaryota; Fungi; Basidiomycota; Agaricomycetes; Boletales; Suillaceae. The record is from RefSeq and is a predicted model, not a curated record. The transcript has 6 exons. The coding region runs from base 1 to 537 and encodes 178 amino acids.
AUGACAUUCAGCAGUGUGCCCUUGUUCAAUUUCCUGCUGUGCCCAUGCAUGCAGGUCAUGUGCUCAAGUAGGAUCCAGUUGGUAGUGCAGGCCCCAGUAGCUCAUGGAUGGAAGGGACAUGUAAGGGAGCACCCAGUUGGGCAGCCAUGGAUGUCUGGAGGGCUUGGUGGAGCUCUUCAAAUCCAUUCCCCUCAUUAUCAAGCUUGUGGCAGAAGGGACCCUCACAUGGGAGAGGAGAUGAGGGUGCCAGCUGUGUCCAAGGAUGAUGGCAGCAUAUUUGGUGGCACACUUGGAAUUGUUGGUGACUUGCUGGAGGAGGGUAUGGUGGCAAGAAUAUUAGGGUAUCACAGCAGCUUGGGGAAGAACUUGAAGAAAUUACACUGUGGGUGCUGGUGGAGGGAUGUUAAUAUGAUUGUGAGUGAGACAGCAAGACCACAGAUGGCACCUGGAAUAUUUGGCAGCUGUAAAGCUGCAGCCAACAACAUAUUGUCUAUGGGCACAGUGGGCAAUGUGAAAGGUAGUGGGACAAACAGUUAA